Messenger RNA from Solea solea (common sole), 2669 nucleotides. RefSeq names its product nucleolar protein 9 (gene nol9). Lineage: Eukaryota; Metazoa; Chordata; Actinopteri; Pleuronectiformes; Soleidae. The transcript has 13 exons. Gene Ontology annotation, cellular component: nucleus. Bases 251 to 2359 code for a protein of 702 amino acids. Gene Ontology annotation, molecular function: polynucleotide 5'-hydroxyl-kinase activity. The record is from RefSeq and is a predicted model, not a curated record. Gene Ontology annotation, biological process: cleavage in ITS2 between 5.8S rRNA and LSU-rRNA of tricistronic rRNA transcript (SSU-rRNA, 5.8S rRNA, LSU-rRNA).
AAUACCACGCCGGGUAAAAUCAUAGUUGACCAUCUCGAACGUGGUGUCUGUUUGUGGCUCACACAUGGAAUUAGCCUUUUAGCAAUGAUGUUUUAACAGCUGGACUGCUCUAAGCAUUCGAUUUGGCCAAACAUAAACGCUGCACACUCUUUUGAAUUUCUCCAGCUUUACGCUGUUUUGUACACAAGCAGGGGACACCCCCCUUUUAUUUUCCACCAACACCCACAUGAAUGGUUACUGAUUUGACAAUAUGAAGGUGAAGAAAACCACACAGGUCAAAGGUCAUGCUAAAUCUCAGAAGUGGAAGGAUGUGAGGGGAAAACGAUGCAGACCUCCCAUCAGUUCAUCUGAGCUCAACACCCCUCUGGUCAUGGCCGGCAUGAUAAAAGAGCACCAAGCAACUGUUAAGAAAAAAACUACUAUCAAGAGGCUGCAAAAUAAGGCAAAGUCUGUCUCUGCUACCAAGAAAAACACUUCCCAGUCUGAAUUGAAGAAAUCACACAGUCAGGCUAAUGGGAGUUCAGGGUUCACUAUGGACAAUGAGUCUAAUGACUCCCAGGAGUGGAAGGAGUAUUCCAAGUCCAUUCAGAGGAAUGGUGUAGAGACCUCUGCUGACACGGAGGAUGUACUGCCAGGUAGAAUGGAUGGGAAUAAUCUCCAUCACUGUGCAGAGAGAGUUCAUCAGGGAAACCAUGCAGUAGUUGUCAUGCAGAAGAAUCAGACCCUGUGUUUCCGUGGGAAAUGCCUUUUGACCUGCCUGUAUGGUCGGGUAGAAGUGAUGGGGUUCACUAUUGAAGAGGGCCAGCAGUCAUAUCCACUGUUCUCCCCGGCUUCACAUUGUCCUUUGGUGAUUACAGCACUAGAAAGCUCUGCCAGCGCCAGAGACGACAAAGCGGCAGCUUCACCCAUUCUCCAAAAGUAUUUAUUAUCGUCAGCGUCGCACAAAAAGUUGCUAAAAAAGGUAACAUCACAUUCCUCCAUCAUCCUCCUGGAGCCAAUGGAAACACCCCUGACACGGUUUCUGUCAAGCUUCUCGGAGCUCAGUGAAUUGUUCAGCCCCAUGAUGAGUGAACUAAUGUCAGCUGUGCUUGACACUCCUCUCAAUGGUUUGGGUGUGAUUCCUCUGAGUAGCAGCAUUGAAGGCCUGAACAUGUCAAAGAGCUACAGAGAUGCUCUUAGCACAGUGGUUGGUGCCUGCAGAGGAGACAUGGAUGGUUGUGCAGUUAUUCUUGUGUGUGGUACCAAGAAUGUGGGCAAGUCAACAUUUAUUCGCCACCUCAUCAACACUUUACUAAAUCACACUGCUUAUGUAGAUUACUUGGAAGCAGACCUUGGUCAAACAGAAUUCACCCCUGCUGGUUGUCUGUCCUUGUCAGUUGUCAGAGAACCACUUCUGGGACCACCAUUCUCACAUCAGCGCACACCAGACCACAUGAUCUACUAUGGUCAGACAACAAGUGAGUCGGACUUGGACAGAUACCUAGAAUCACUGAAGUUCUUGUGGCGUAGACGCUCGCAGAGCAGGGAGACUCCCAUCAUCAUCAACACCAUGGGCUGGGUCAAGGGAUUUGGGUUCCAGCUACUAGUGGACAUGAUUCGCAUCUUCCCAGUCUCGCAUGUCGUCCAGCUCGGCCAUGGUGGUGUCACACAGUGUCCCGCCCUUACUCCAGACUUUCUUAGGACGGCACAUGGGUGUCAGACCCACCCGCCAGCUCAGACAGCAAUGGAUGAGUUUACAGAGAACCACAGUCCCCCAAGAAGCUACACUCACCUUAUUAUACAGUCAGAGUUUCAAGGAGUGGCACGUCAAGGAGCUGCGAAACACCAGCGCAGUAACGAGCACAGAGAGCUGUCGUUGCUGGCUUACCUGAGUCAGCUACAAUCUCCUGAACCUGGACCAGUUAGACCGCUACACAGCCUCACCCCAUACCAGGUGCCACACACAGCUGUAGCUUUAGGUGUGAUCCAUUGCGAGGUGGUGCCAAAUCACAUGCUUUAUGCUGCCAACGCCACACUGGUGGGGCUCUGCUGCCUGGGAGAAAAAAUCGUAAGCAGAGGAGGUCCAGUCCUCUUGUCCCAGGCACCCAUCUGUCCAUGUGUGGGCUUUGGUGUGCUCCGAGGUGUUGACAUGGCUCGAGGUCUGUAUUUCCUGCUGACUCCUGUAGAUCCCUCCAUUCUACGCAAGGUCAACUGUCUCCUACUUGGAGCCAUAACGCUGCCUUCCUGCAUCCUCACAGCACAGGCUGGCUAUAAGGGGGAGAUGCCCUAUGUGACCACAGACUACAGUUUUGAUGUCACCGGUGCAGGAAAGCUGCGAGUCUUUAAGGGACUGAUGAGACCAAGUCAAAUAGGGAUGUAAUGACUUUCUCCACAGAGCACCACCUGAUUUAUUUCUCAUUACCUUCUUGACUGUUGUCUUACGUCAACCUGUCAGCACUGGCUGUAGAUUGUACAGACCUGACACUGAGACAGGAAUUUGUUUUCUCUCUCUCUCGCUCUCAUUUCAAGAUUCAUUGUGACGGUGACGCCAGGGAGACAGACUUCCCUGUUGUUAGAUGUCAUAUCACAUGGACAAUAACAUCACACCUUGUAGUUAAAGCUCUUGUUUGUAGGUAACAUUCCAAACAUGAACACAUAGAGCUGCCAGAAAUUAAAUGAAAAGCAACAUG